Molecule: messenger RNA, 1734 nt
Organism: Sinocyclocheilus anshuiensis
Lineage: Eukaryota; Metazoa; Chordata; Actinopteri; Cypriniformes; Cyprinidae
Exons: 7
Coding region: 421-1698 (425 amino acids)
Source: RefSeq, a predicted model, not a curated record
AUGCCGCUGUAACGGGCAGAUCCCGCUUCUAGAAGGCGAUGGACGCAUGCGCAGUUGCGUAGACUGGCUCUGGGCAAGGACAUUAGGAGAGUGACAUUUGUGUAACGUUAACAGCAGAUUCAUAUUCUUUCUAAAUCACACAGAAAUUUGCGUCAAUCAGAUUUGGAUACACUCUCGCAUCUCUGCACAGUGAGCUGACGGUCCACAGCAUUUCAUCAGAUUCAGGGUGGACAGUGUGAUUUAAAUGUUUUUGGUUUUUUUUGCCCAGGUUAGGUUUUGAAGGACAGACGCUUCUUUGUGGAUGAGUGAGUAAUCAGAGGCAGCGGUGGAUGGCAGAGUUCACGUUUGGUCCUCUUUGAGUAGCUUGAGGAUGUCAUCUUACUGAGACUCCAUCGAGGUCACCGCAGCACCCUGACUUGAAUGGCUGUGUGCAGAGGGGGUGUCUCUCUUUGGGUGGGGUGUGUCAGGAACCAUGGCGGCAGGCAACCGAUGACGAAACAGUGCUGGAAUUUAUGUCAGACAACCGAAUUUCACUUGAAUGAAAACUGUAGGGCCCUGAGCAGUGCAUCAUGGACCUUGGCUCCUCCGAACAGUCUGCGUUACCUGUCCAUUAAGCAGCCAUCCCUGUCCCAUCCCUUCCACCACGCAUGCCAGCUGAACAGAGCGGCCAGCCUAGAGGAGGAGGAAUGGGAGGAGGCCAUCAGUUUGCCUGUCUUGCUCAAACCUGGAGAGACCGAUGAGCAGCACACCGUGGUGGAAGUGCCCUUUCUCGGGCCGGCCAAACUAAGCGAGCUCCUUGCUUUGGGACUCAACAGACCCUUUGACUUGCUUUUUCCUUUAACCACUGUUGAUGGGAGCAGAGAGGAUGAUAUUAGUGUUACCGUAAAGGUGUGGACUGAGGAAAACCAGCUGAUGGAGAGAGGCUCCUUCAGGAGUCUGUUUGAGGCCGAGGGAUGCCCUGCGCCUUUUACGUUGGGAUCUCGCUUCUUUUGUUUUCACUGCCCCGGGAUGGAGUCUGUUUCGGAGAUUGUGGAUGAAGCAGGAAAGGGACAGGAUGAGCAGAGCUUCUGUCUGGCCCCCAAUGUCACACAUUACAGCCAUGCUGAGACUGAGAGAGUGGACAAGAGCUCCAGCCAGAGAGACAUGGAGAAUGAAGAGAAACUGGCCCUGAUGCAUGAAAAACUGAGGGUGGAGCUUCCCAGUUUCUUUGUGAAAAAUCAUGACUACAGCAUAUACUCUGAAGAUGUUGAGUUCAUCAAUGGUCUUCUGAACACCAAAACAAGGGGUCGUGUAGUGUACCAGCUGACGCUGACGCUUUGGCGAUUGAUGUGUCAGUGUUACUAUGCGGAGGCUCAGCUGGAAGUGCUGAAGCUGACCAAGCAUCCAGAAGACAGCUCCAUCAAAGCUCGCUGGAGAGUCAAAGGCCUGCCCUUCCACUCCAUUCUGGUCUUCUUCUACAAGAAAGACAAGAGCCACCUCUACAGAAUAUAUGAUGCAUUAUCCACCUUCUAUGUUGGCUCUGAUGGACGAAUACACCGGCAUAAAGUCGAAAAGGUUAUGGAGGCUCGUCCUCCCUUGCUGCCCAAAGUGACCUCAAUGCUGGCCGGGGCUCUGGUGGCGCUGGGCAUUCAGGAGCACCGGCCCGCUCUCAACCUGCUCCCACUCCUGCUGUCUUCCCUCCGACAGACCCGAGCCUGAGCCGCAAAUGCGUUUGGUCACACCAUUAAAAAGACU